Messenger RNA from Zingiber officinale, 2098 nucleotides. Its product is annotated as protein DA1-related 2-like. Gene Ontology annotation, molecular function: ubiquitin binding. Bases 339 to 1817 code for a protein of 492 amino acids. The transcript is spliced from 12 exons. Lineage: Eukaryota; Viridiplantae; Streptophyta; Magnoliopsida; Zingiberales; Zingiberaceae. The record is from RefSeq and is a predicted model, not a curated record.
AAUCUCCUUUUCCCUCUCUCGCUCUCCCGUCUUUCUCACGUCAUCCUCCUCAGCCGCCGCCGCCCCGAUUCGGCGAUUCCACCACCACCGCCCUCCCUCGUCGCCUUAAACAAUCACUUUUCCGCGGCGUAUUAUAUAUAGGAGCGGAAGCUUUUGGAGAUGCCUUAUCGUUGGUCUGCCACCCUCCUCUUCGCUACCUCAAUCCCUUGCUUCCUUUACAGCGCCAUCCCCCACCCUGCUUUAUUCCCUCCUCAUCGCUUCCCUUUUCUAUCCUCGACUUUCUCUCUCGCUCCCCCCUGCCCCCAAAGGCCCCUUUUCCUCAUCCCUUUCUCGCCCCGAUGGCUUCCUCCAACUCCAGCUAUCUCUCCCGGCCGCCUCAGUUUCAAGGACAUACAACUCCAUGUGCCGAGAGAAGGUCUUGCUUCAUGAGGUGGCUCUCCAAGCUUUUCAAAGGUUCAGGUUUCAGAGUAUCAAAUGGGCGCCACCCACAUGUAAUGGGGGGAGAGAACUUGUUGCAUAGACCAGUUAAACCAGUGGAUGAUCAAUCCAAAGCUGAAAAUGAAGAUUUGGAUCGUGCUAUUGCACUCUCUCUUGCAGAAGAUGCCAAGAAACCUAAUGCUGCAGGACACAAGGGUCAUGAAAAUGUGGACACAAGGGUCAAAGAUAGCCUGAGCAUGACUUCAUAUCAACCUGUAAAGUUUUUGCCAAGAGGACAGAGAAUUUGUGGAGCCUGUCAAUGUGAAAUAGGCUAUGGACAAUACUUAAGUUGCAUGGAAACCUUUUGGCAUCCACAAUGUUUUAGAUGUUGUGCUUGUCAUCAGCUAAUAUGUGAGAGUGAGUUUUCAUUGUCCGGAAUUAAUCCAUACCACAAGUCGUGCUAUAAGGAGUUGCAUCACCCCAAAUGUGACGUCUGCCAUGAAUUUAUCCCAGUAAAUAGGGCUGGUUUAAUUGAGUAUAGAGCUCACCCCUUUUGGGGUCAAAAGUAUUGUCCUACCCAUGAACAUGACCGCACACCUCGAUGUUGUAGUUGCGAGAGAAUGGAGUCACGAAGUACGAGAUACAUCUCUCUGGGUGAAGGCCGUAGCUUGUGCUUGGAAUGUCUUGAUUCUGCUAUCAUGGACACUGGUGAUUGCCAACCUCUCUACCACUCAAUCAGAGAUUAUUAUGAAGGAAUGAACAUGAGGAUAGAUCAACAAAUUCCAAUGCUUUUGGUCGAAAGGCAGGCACUCAAUGAAGCCAUAGAAGGGGAGAAAGAGGGUCAUCAUCACAUGCCUGAAACAAGAGGCUUAUGUCUUUCAGAGGAGCAGACUGUUAGCAGUAUACUCAAAAGACCAAAAAUUGGGGGAAACAAAGUUAAGGACAUGCAGACUUACCCACAAAAGUUGACACGGAAAUGUGAAGUCACUGCAAUUCUCGUUCUAUAUGGCCUUCCUAGACUCUUAACAGGUUCCAUCCUUGCUCAUGAAUUAAUGCACGGUUGGUUACGUCUUAAAGGAUAUCGUAACUUAAGCCCUGUGGUGGAAGAAGGCAUCUGUCAGGUUCUCUCCCAUAUGUGGCUCGAAUCGGAGAUUAUGCCAAGCAUGCCAUCUACAUCCAGCUACGCUUCAUCGUCCUCGUCCUCUUCGAUGCAACCAUCGAAGAAAGGAGCAAAGUCUGAAAUGGAGAAAAAUCUUGGUCGGUUCUUCAUGCACCAAAUCGCGCAUGACACCUCCAGUGCCUAUGGAGGGGGCUUUAGAGCUGCCAAUGUGGCUGUUACUAAGUACGGGCUUCGCCGAACACUCGAUCAUAUUCGCUACACCGGAAGAUUCCCUGAGUGAAAAUACUAUGUCCAAGGAGAGAUUGCUGCGAUCCGCUUAUGGAAUGCUUUGGCACACAAGCCCGGAGAGCCAAAAGCAUGAUAUUGCUUUGGUGUCUAACAAAAUAAGCUGCUGUAUCGACGGAAUUGAAGAAAUAAUGUGCAACAAAGUUGUGCAGUUUGGAUUACAAGAUGCUAAAUCACCAUUAGCAACAUGUAAAGACUUUGAGAAACAUGUAAAGCUAAAGCACAAUUAUCAACUCAAUUUGUGAGCUUUUCUACUCCAAUUCACUCUGAUUGCCA